AUGUCUUCGCAAGGUACUGCGGAGGACGUGGGACGUGGCGUCAACACUCUAUACAUCGGUGGAACGGACGAGUACGGAACCACAUCAGAGGCGAAAGCCCUCGUGGAAAAGUGCACGCCACAAGAGUUCUGGGACAAGAGCAUCACUCGUUCCUGGCAGACCGCUUCUUCGAGAGCGAGUGCCCUAUCUGGCUACGCGGAUGCUCGUGGCGACCAGUGCGAUCUCUAUGGCCAACUCCUCGAAUUUCUGCAGCUUAAACACCCUCGAUGUAAGAUUGACGGCUCUAAGCCGGUGACCAAGGACACCAAGUAUAUCUUCUUUAAGUUAGAUAAGUUGCAACCCGAUGUCGAAGCCUUCUUUCGAGACUCGGCCGCAAACGGUGCAUGGUCCAACAACAGCAAGGUCAUCACUUCGGCUUAG
Hirsutella rhossiliensis is the source of this 420-nucleotide messenger RNA. RefSeq names its product tRNA synthetases class I (M) domain-containing protein. Gene Ontology annotation, molecular function: methionine-tRNA ligase activity; ATP binding. Gene Ontology annotation, biological process: methionyl-tRNA aminoacylation. Bases 1 to 420 code for a protein of 139 amino acids. NCBI's taxonomy places the organism in Eukaryota, Fungi, Ascomycota, Sordariomycetes, Hypocreales, Ophiocordycipitaceae. Gene Ontology annotation, cellular component: cytosol; aminoacyl-tRNA synthetase multienzyme complex. The transcript is spliced from 3 exons. The record is from RefSeq and is a predicted model, not a curated record.